AUGGCGGAAUUAUAUGGAUAUAAACGUUAUGAAAAGUCAUUAGGACUACUUACUACCAGAUUUGUAUCGUUGUUACAAAAAGCAAAGGACGGAGUUUUGGAUUUAAAAAUCGCUACAGAUUUAUUGGCUGUUAGACAAAAAAGAAGAAUAUAUGACAUUACGAAUGUAUUGGAAGGCAUAGGCUUAAUAGAGAAGAGUAGUAAAAACAGCAUACAAUGGAAGGGAGCUGGGCCUGAUGGAAACUCAACUGAAGUUGGCAGGAGAGUAAAUUUAUUAAGAAAACAAAUAACUUUAUUAGAGGAACAUGAAGAGUUAUUAGAUAAGCAAAGGCACUGGAUAGAACAAAGUAUUAAAAAUAUUCUAGAUGACCCAGAGAAUGAAGCAUUAACUUUUGUAACAGAAAAUGAUAUUAAAGGAUGCCUAGAUGACAGUCAAAUCUUUGUAUUAGAAGCUCCAUUGGGUACUGAAAUAGCAUUAGGAGCAAUUCCCAAUAAGGAAAAGAAAAAAGAACAGCAUUAUUUUUUACAUGUUAAAUCAAGUGAACCUAUUGGUGCAAUAUUAUUAUGUGACACACAAAAGGAAAAAUCAAUAAGUGAAGAUAGUAUGGAUGAAGAAGUCCAAAGUUACACAGAGAAUGAAGAAAGUAGUAUGUUUCAAGAUCAUGAUUAUCUUUUAAGAUUGAGUCCACCAGUUACAAGACAAGACUUUUAUUUCUCAUUGCAUGAUUCUGAAGGAUUAUGUGACUUAUUCGAUAUUCCUUUU
Messenger RNA from Brenthis ino (lesser marbled fritillary), 762 nucleotides. The record is from the annotation of a GenBank genome assembly. NCBI's taxonomy places the organism in Eukaryota, Metazoa, Arthropoda, Insecta, Lepidoptera, Nymphalidae.